Messenger RNA from Pestalotiopsis fici W106-1, 264 nucleotides. RefSeq lists its product as uncharacterized. Lineage: Eukaryota; Fungi; Ascomycota; Sordariomycetes; Amphisphaeriales; Sporocadaceae. The coding region runs from base 1 to 264 and encodes 87 amino acids. The record is from RefSeq and is a predicted model, not a curated record. The transcript has a single exon.
AUGCUCUCGACAAAGGAUAACAUUCGUCGGACCCUCGGUACGCUCAAGAAGGGCGACAUGAUUGCCAACCUAAUAAAAAUCGAUUCUUGGAAGUCUCGGAGUACCAAGCUCGCCACCCAGCCUUGCAAGGCAAGCAAGCAAGGGCUGGGCAGAUGUUGGCUCGAUACUGGACAAUACAACCAAGGUCUCUCCCUCACGGAAAUUAUACAGGCUGCUCAUGACUGUCUCGUCUACCUCAAAGAUGGCGAAUCAGGUACUCGCUAA